UCCUCGCCGGAGAAGGCGCUACAAGGUCCGUACGAUCAUAUUUUGGAAACCUUCGCUGAGAAGUACGUCCAGCCGAAGCUUUACUCCGCCGCGUUUCAAUCUCCUCCUCCUCCUCCCCCGCCGUUGGCCAACGUGAUGCCUCGUCUUCCCGUCCCCGACGCUGAUCCGGUCCUCUCGCUCGGAUCCGUUAACUCUACGACGUCGUCUUCCACCGUCCUUCCUCUGUGGAUGAACGUCAACUCCACCAGCACCGCUUCGUCUUCCACCUCGUCGACCACGCCGUCGCCAUCGGUGAGUCUCACGCUAUCUCCCUCCGAACCGGUCGUUCUCGACUCGGAAAUGAACCGAUUGUUACCGGUUCAGCAGAUGGGAGCCUUAGUCCUAUACUGCAAGGAGUUGGAAGAAGGGCGCCAGAGUUGGCUUCAACACAAGAAGGAGGCGACAUGGCGACUGAAUCGAUUAGAGCAACAGCUGGAAUCGGAGAAAGCGAGAAAGAAGCGAGAGAAAAUGGAGGAGAUGGAAGCGAAGAUACGUAGGUUGAGGGAGGAAGAAAUGGCGUAUUUGGGAAGAAUCGAAAGCGAUUACAGAGAGCAAGUAAGUGCUAUGCGAAGAGACGCAGAGAACAAAGAGGCCAAGCUGCUGGAAGCCUGGUGCAGCAAGCAUACGAAAUUAACGAAGCUUGUGGAGCAAAUUGGAAAUCAGGGGCAAGGGUUGGUUGUUGUAGCUGCAGGGAAUUCGAAGGAUAUGAUCCAUUGAAACCGGUGGAGGAUGGAGCCGCGCUUCAAUGGCCGUCAAUGGCGGUGGAGUUAAAUGCAGGUUGGUUUCUUCUCUCUGUACUGAUUAUUAACACAGACUGGUUUAUGUUGGGAACAAUUACAAGCAGAGGAAGAUAAAAAAAAAGCAAUAAAAGAUGAAAACUCAUCUCUCUGUUCCAAAGGGUACCUCCCUACAAACUGUUCUGAAUUUGCUUUUAUUUAUUCAACCAAAUAUAUGUUUCUGUUUCUUUC
Molecule: messenger RNA, 1007 nt
Organism: Cucurbita pepo subsp. pepo (vegetable marrow)
Lineage: Eukaryota; Viridiplantae; Streptophyta; Magnoliopsida; Cucurbitales; Cucurbitaceae
Source: RefSeq, a predicted model, not a curated record